Molecule: messenger RNA, 545 nt
Organism: Gongylonema pulchrum
Lineage: Eukaryota; Metazoa; Nematoda; Chromadorea; Rhabditida; Gongylonematidae
Source: the annotation of a GenBank genome assembly
UUGAAACACAAAAAAAGGCUCUUUUUCAGACCUCUGCACUAUUGCUAUUGCCAAGCACCACAUGCAGCGUGGGCCCCGCACCCCUCAUCGGUAUUAUGCAGCACACAUCGUUAUCCUCCUCAGGUGUCAUACAACCAACCGUAUUCUACAAACGUAUCACCUCCGAUGUCACCAAAUUUAUUCGGCGAAUUUUUUGUAACUGACAAUUCUCCGCCACUGCCGCCACCAUUCAGUUUUAAGAAAAAAUUUUCGUUCGCUUGCAAUGAAAAUCACGGGUUUUGGAUUAAAGAAAAUCUUAUAAUUUUUGAACCACAAACAGAGAGUCACCGUGCCAUUUUGUUUAAGCCGAUCAACAGUCAUGCGAAUUCUAUUUGCUCCAAUUGUGGUACCAGGGAAACAACUCUUUGGCGACGCAGCACGACUGGCGCUGUCGAGUGCAACGCAUGCAAUUUGUACUAUCGAAAAAACAGUCGCCGCCGACCUACGACAAUGUCUAAUAAAAUCCGAAAACGUAUCCGCGCACCGCGCCUUGACGAGCUGUAAUU